GGCGCAGUAGUUAUCACCGGUUCAUCGUACAAAAGAGGAGAGAGAGGGUGAUGGCGCCAGGGAGAGAAGAAGAGAAAAUGGUGGCGACUACUACGAUAGAGGACCUGCACGCCGACGUGCUGGCGCGCGCGCUGCGGCGGCUGGACGGGCGGUCGCUGGCGGCGGCGAGCUGCGCCACGGCGGGGCUCCGGGCGCUCGCCGCGGACCCGGAGACGUGGCGCGCGCUCUGCCUCGCGGAGUGGCCGUCCAUGGCGGGGCACCCGCGGCUGCUGUCCGUGGUCCCGCCGCGCCGGCUCUUCGCCGACGCGUUCCCGUUCCCGCGCCCGGACGCCGGGGAGCUCGGCGGCGGCGGCGGAGGUCCCCUCCCGUCGGAGCUCGUCUCGGCGGUGGACGUCUACUACAGGGGGGCGCCCCUGCUCUCCCGUGUCGUGGAGACGCCCGCGUCGUCGCCGUGGUUCCUCGGCUCGCCGUUCCGGGUGGAGGCCGUGGAGUGCAAGAAGCCGGCGGCGGAGGCGGCGCUGUCUCCGGCGGAGCUGGAGCUGAGCUGGGUGGUCGUCGACCCUGCCCGCGGCCGAGCGGUGAACGUGUCCAGCCGGCGCGCCGUGGCGGUGGACCGGCACUGGUACACCGGCGAGACGCUGGUGAGGUUCGCGGUGGUGCUGGGCGGGUGCAAGUUCGAGACCACCGUGACCUGCUCCGAGGGGGCCGGCAACAUCAGCGAGGUCAGCCUCGCCGUGCAGGACGCCGACGGCGCCGCGGCGAGCGGCGAGCGAAGCCUCCGCCUCCUCGCUGCGGCAAUGGAGGAACAGAGGAUAGGCGGGGGGAGAGAACGGGACGAGGCGAAGAGGAGGUAUGACGAGUUCGUGAAGAGCAGGAAGGGGAGGAAGGAGAGCAAGGCGCGACGCGAGGCGCUCAUCGACCUGUGCUGCUCCGCCGCCAGCGCCAUGGCCGUGCUGAGCUUCGUCGCCGCCGUGGUGCUCCGGUGAUCGGCGGCUGCGGUUAGGAAAAAGAGAGGACAAAAUGUGGCCUUCUCUUCAUCAGUGUACAAAUCGAGCAGAGAACUCGCGUGUAUUUUUCUUCCACCGUAGUUACAUUAUUCUUAAACUAUAAAAAUUGGCCAGGUGCUUAUCAUCCAUUUAAAAUAGGAGAUAAAACACCUGAGCUGAUCCUAGGAUGUGACAUUAAGCCUAGUAGAAUUGACAUUGUUCGCAUGUUCCAAUCUCAUGUAGUAGUGCUUUUUUACGUUUCAAUUUGAAAAAGAAAGAGUAAUGUUUUCCCUUCAAAUAAUACAAGAAUGCAGAAAAAAA
Messenger RNA from Oryza sativa Japonica Group (Japanese rice), 1307 nucleotides. RefSeq names its product probable F-box protein At2g36090. Lineage: Eukaryota; Viridiplantae; Streptophyta; Magnoliopsida; Poales; Poaceae. Gene Ontology annotation, molecular function: protein binding. The record is from RefSeq and is a predicted model, not a curated record.